AUGAUCGUUAUUGCCGCCAGAGGGCGCCAGUGCGGCCACGCCUCGGGGCGCGAGGUGGCGGGAAUCGGGCCCCUAGGGCGGAAGAAGAAGGAGAAGUGGGGUCCAGCCCGGGCCGCGAUGGAAGGGAAGAGGAGAAAGCCUCUGUCUUCCAGUUCACGCGAGUACCGGAUCCCAAAGAAAAAACCCCAUGGGGAGUCCAAGGAUGUCCAGCCCCAGUCUCCUCUGACAAGGCUAAGAAGCUGGGACCACGUUUUUCAGGGGUGGCAAAAGGAGGUAAGAAAUAAGAACCCCUCCACACCCUGGAGAAGGAAAAGGGAUUUCUCUGGGUGUGUCUUCCCUUCUGAAAGAUCACCAGACAGGAGGCAACCCAAAGUUAUAUUGAGGAAUGUCUUGAGGACGGAAUUAGGCCGACAGUACCUAAAGACGCUCCCUAGAGCCGACGCCAAUUUGUCUGAUGCUGACGAGUUGCAGUCAGAGCUCCCGCUUUCGUCAUCUGUCGACCGCGUAGAGAGAGAUCGCACAUUAAAUCCUCUUCACCAAAACCUUUAUUUAUCCGAAAGGCAACCCAGAAUUGUUUUGAUGAAUAUCCUGAGAACGGAGGUAGGAAGAAAAUGCAUAAAGGCCGUACCAAUUGCUGACCCUAAUUUAGCUGAUACUACCAACUUGCAAUCAGAUCAACUUCCCUCAUCGCCUGUUGACAGCUUAGAAACUUGUCAGAAACAAAGUUCUCCUCAUCAGAGUCCUUUUGUGUCCAAAAGGAGAGCUCAGUGCCAGAAUAUACCAAGUGACGGUCUGGCAGAGCCAGCUGAACUUCCGAAAGAAAAAAGUGCAAACGAUGAUAUUUGCCUUGUACAGGAGUGUGAUCUUCAGCCUAAAGGUGUUACAGAUUAUGAACCACAGAAGAGGAGCGAGAAUCAAGAUGAAGCAGCCUUGUCUGUGACAUUGGAGAAGACGAUGAUGCCUAGCAGCCAUUUUCUGGCUCAUGUCAAUGCUGCUACUCUGGAGAAAUCAGUAGUAGAGACUAAAAAGCAAGAAAGCGACGCAGCCCCAAGUCCCGGGUGCAGCGAUCCCGGUGCAGACGUCCUCCGUCCCGAGCCCGCGCUUCUCCCAGAAUAUACCCCGCAGCCCGCGGAGGCUGACUUCACACAACCAUCCUCCCUGGAGAGCCUGGAGUUGGCUUUGAACAGCGCCCGGAAGAGUUACUACGACUGCUUUGCCACAAGUCCGUUUCAGAAACGGAGCUGGGUCCCCAGUGACAGUGAGGGGGUCCCUCGGCCCCUGGGGACCGCCGGCCAACUGAAGACCAAGGGAGGACUCUGUCUACGAAAGCUGCAUGCCCGGCCCGGUGAAGGGAAACAAUUGCUAGUCUCCGUAGAACCGAUUGUUGUUUCCAGCGACGAAGAAGGGUCUGCUGAACAGAGAAGUUCGGAAAAACUCAGUUUGCAACCUGAACAAGCCCGUCAAGACGUCAGCAGUGAAGCCGAGAAAUUACCUGAGUCUUCGUUGUCGGAACCACCACCUCAAGAUGUGAUUCUCUGUAAACUGGGACAGAUUUCCCCCGGGCGGUCUUCCCAAAGCCCCGACGAGGGUAACGCUUCGAGCGAGGCGUCCGCCAACGUCAUGGAACCCGUCCUGGAAAUUGAAUUUUCUUCCGUUUACAUCGGUAAAAUUAAAGGAACGUCAAGCGGUUGUGUGAAGUUCACUACAAAAACCGUUCACAUCCCAUUUCAAGUGGACCCGAACAAGCCUGUUUCCUUGUCAGUUGAUACCAUUCAUCUAAGGAAGUUUGGGUUGUGGAAAACAGUGGACGACGCCCGCUGCCGAAAGAUCAAUGCUGUCAUUUUCCUCUGGGCAACUUCAGACUACGUGGAAGAAGUUGAAACUCAACUUGGAUGUCGUGUUUUAAGCCAGCCCCUGAAAUCCAACGAAUUCAUUUUCCUCGAGCUCCAGAAGCCGAUUUCGGAGGCCGAGGAGGUGAAGUUGAACGAAGUGGUGGCAGAAGUGUCCAAGAAGAACCGAUCGGCCGACCUCUCUGAGCCGUUACUGUGGAGCGAGGCUCUUCCUUUGAUUCAGGAUUUCCCGUUAGAAGAGUGUUCCUUCUUGCAUCACCUUUAUUCCUCAUUUCAGCCGCGACGGGAGGAGGACGGUGCCUUGAGGAACGCACCGCCCCUGCCUCAGGUUUCGACGACAAAUGCCACCAAGCCCAAUUACACGCUUUUACAGAAGCAACGUAGUGGUUUUUAUUCACUUUCUAUGACAGCCAAGUCAGACGACGAUGACGAGUGGAUCGAAGUGAAGAAGACUGGCCCGAUUCAGAAGUUGAUAGUGUACCCACCCCCACCUACGAAGGGCGGACUGGGCGUCACUAACGAAGAUCUGGAGUGUCUAGAAGACGGAGAAUUUCUCAACGAUGUGAUCAUCGACUUCUAUCUUAAAUACCUCCUGUUGGAGAAAGCUCCAGAAGAGCUUGUCGAACGAUGCCACAUCUUCAGCAGCUUCUUCUACAAAUGCCUGACCAGAAAGGAAAAGAACGCAACAGCAGAAAACUCACAGCUUUCGUUGGCACAGAGAAGACAUAAAAGAGUAAGAACGUGGACUCGUCACAUAAACAUCUUCAAUAAGGAUUAUAUCUUUGUGCCCGUGAACGAGGAGUCUCAUUGGUAUCUGGCGGUCAUUUGCUUUCCGUGGCUAGAAGAAGCCGUGUUUGAAGAGUGUCCGAAGCAGCCACUUCAGCCAGACUGCCUCAAAAUAGAUCACGGCUGUUGUUCGACUUCACAACUGUCCACGGGCUCAGAGGAUACCCAGAGCACGAUGAAGAAUAAAUCCGAAGCCAAAUCACACUGUAAACGGCCGUGCAUUCUUAUAUUGGAUUCUUUGAAAGCAAGUUCAGUACAGAAUACAGUUCAUAUUUUGAGGGAAUACUUGGAAGUAGAGUGGGAAGUGAAAUGGAAAACGCAUCGUGAAUUCAACAAAAGCACCAUGGUGGACUUCUGCCCUAAAGUUCCUAAGCAAGAUAACAGCAGCGACUGCGGACUGUACCUCCUCCAGUACGUCGAAAGCUUCUUCAAGGAUCCCGUUGUUAAUUUUGAGCUUCCGAUGCACUUGGAGAGAUGGUUUCCUCGUCAGGUUGUCAGGACCAAGCGGGAAGAGAUUCGGGAGCUGAUCCUGAAGCUUCGUUUCCAGCAACAGAAGGGUAGCGGCAGCUAAUUCGUCUCCCCUGACAAACACGGCACAGAUGUCGUGGAACGGGAUUACCGGAAAACCGCUUACCAGCAUUUGGGCUACCCGGCGCGCUGGGAAGAAAACUCCCCGUAGCCGUUCUGUAGAUUUGGGCCAAUUUAGCUAACGUGUCCGAGACUCGUUAUUUGAACUGCUUGACUUGAAUGGGAAAGCUGUAGAUAGACUGUGUAAGUAUGUAAUUUAAAACGGACUACGGACUUGACGUCUGAGCAACCCACCGGGGUAGGAGAUGUGGAAAGGUUUUCCGAGGGGAUGAAAGAAGGCGCUCCGAUCCCGUCCGCGACUCCGAGAGCGGAGUCCGAGCCGGGGGAAGGGAGUCGCUCCCCGCGGGGCCCGCCGCGAGGUCGGUCCCGUUAGCCGACAGGUCGUCGCCCCGUAUCGUCAUCCCGUUCUUCCAGUAUGAAUACCGUGUAUUUCGAGACCGCGGGCCGGCCCCAGGUUGCCACCGUCCCACAGUUCGGGCCACCUGGGGAGGUGUCCCGCGCUAUUUGCUGAUUUAGCCCAGCAUCCGUAAAACCCCCAGUCCUGACCUUCCGUCCGGUCGCUCCGGGUAAGUCAAAUCCCUCUCUUGCCCCUGCCCGCCAUGCCCUCCCUCCCUUCCUCCGGUCCCAGGAGGUUUCCUGCCCCUCGGCGGCUCCUCAAACCCCAGACUUGCCCCCCUUCCACUCUAUAUUUGUCCCCUGUCCCCUCGCUCUCGGUUGCUUUUUAUUUCAAAGUAACUCAACCGCAGCUGGGACUAUGAGCUCACCUUUGCCUUUCCUGCCGUUCCUCAGCUGUAUCACCACCAGAGCCAUGGAGAAAGGAACCCGUUGGGGCCUGGUUGGAGAGGGGUGCCUCAGACCCCUCCCGGGCUGCUGAGCCCCCUCCCCAUGAUCUCUCCAGUACCCCCUUCCCUGUAUCUACCCUCCUUCCCACCGUAGCCGUCUCCUUUCCCCGGCCAAAGGUCCAGGGAUGGUCCAGGAUGGGAGGGACGAGUUGCCGCUCCCCUCCCAUGCUGCCACCGCUACGCUUAGUUGAAAGAGAGAGAAUAAAACUAGGGAAGCGUGGGAGAUGGCGGAGGCAACGGGAGAGAGGAGACGACAGAAAAGUCAGCAGAGACGGGAGACGGAGGGGACGGGGAACGGGAUGAAGGGCGGGACAGGCCAGGGAGGGAUUUACAGGGCGACUUCCAUGUCCCCCCGGGAUUUGGCCGUCACGUCGGGCUGCUUCUGGAACGGAAACAUGCUGUGGUAAGAGGCGAACUGUGUGAUACGGCUAUUGUUGGAAGCCCCCAGAGUGCGUUAGGAGGCAUUUACUCCUGGACAGUAGGAAAGAGGGAAUCGUGAUGGAAGGUGAGGUGUGGGGGCCGUUGAUGCUCUUCACCACGUCAGUGUUUUGAGCUGGCAAGCGGCAGCCUCACCCUGCUCUAAGUCGGGGUUUUACGUUUCCUUUCCAUUCAGCAAGAGAAGGGUGCAGAAGUUCAUACGUUUCUCAGUGGGUGAAGCCGGGAAGAAAACUGGAAUAAAUGGAGUUUCCUCUUUCCCCCCCUCCCCCUCCCCGUUACCCCCAACACCGUCAUUUUAUUUUUCCUGACCGAUUUGCAAAACCAAAGUCUGGCAUUUCUGGAACGACCUUCUUUGGCUUACUAGCCCUUUCUCUUUCGCGCGUCUGCUCUCUCUCACUCACACACACACACACCCGUAUAUACGUUCAUUCAUAUUCAUGCACCUCACUGAGUUCCCACAGCUCAUACCCAUAUGUAUGUAUAAAAUGUAGAAGGAACCAUUGAUCUCAGUUGCUUUAAAAGCCCCAAGUGAAUUACACACAUUUGGUUCUUGGCCUGUAGGGAUCCAACAUGUAGUUUUCACUCUCUCCUCUAUUUAUUUGUAAAUGUAGGGUGGCACAUUAUUCACUUAGGCGUCAUCCGGCAGAAAAUAUUCAGGCAAAUUUUAUGCUGACUUAUCGUGGGAUUUUGGUGGGAUUAUGUGGAUUAAGGAUUGCUGAACCAUUUCCAUUCAGUGCACUUUAUGAAAAUGGAUAACUGGGCAUGUUUGGAGGGCACAACUAUUUUCUCCUCUGGGAUACAAAAUAUACUUUUGGGAAAGAAUGCCCUUUUGAUCGCUCACUUCAGAAUUAUUUUGCAGUGUGAUUUUACUUAAUGGCGGUAUUGAUUAAGCAUUUACGAUGUGCCAAGCACUGUGCUAAACGUGGGAGUUGAGGCAAGGUGCUCUGUUUGGUCACUGUUCCUGUCCCGAAGAGGGCUCACAGUCUAAAGAUAAAACUAAGGGCCGACCACUAGAUUUCAAAGAAAUGUGAGUUGAGCGCCACUUUAAAGCUCUAGACAAAUAACAGAUCUAGCCUUUCUUUUCAGUAUUUGAUCCUUUUUCUCUCUUUGUAUGUAAAAUAUUUUUGUCUCUGGUGAAUUCAAUAAUAAUCACAAAUCUCAGUCGAAUGGAAAAACGCUUCUUUUGAAAAGACUCAUGGUAUUUGGAUACAGCAGCUGAAAGGUUGAAACUGCUUGUGCUCUUCAAACUUCAUUAUCUGUCCACUCUCAAAGAUACAAUUCUCAUUUUUUUUUCCAAAGACUGUUUUAUAGGACCUUUCUUCCAAAAUGCUAGGGGAAUGAGUGUAUUUUAAGAAUAAAUGUAGUCGUUAUUAAAUAUCUUU
This is a messenger RNA of Tachyglossus aculeatus (Australian echidna), 5886 nucleotides long. RefSeq names its product SUMO specific peptidase 7 (gene SENP7). Lineage: Eukaryota; Metazoa; Chordata; Mammalia; Monotremata; Tachyglossidae. Gene Ontology annotation, biological process: protein desumoylation. The transcript is spliced from 26 exons. The record is from RefSeq and is a predicted model, not a curated record. The coding region runs from base 1 to 3207 and encodes 1068 amino acids. Gene Ontology annotation, cellular component: nucleus; cytoplasm. Gene Ontology annotation, molecular function: SUMO-specific endopeptidase activity.